Molecule: messenger RNA, 1143 nt
Organism: Aspergillus mulundensis
Lineage: Eukaryota; Fungi; Ascomycota; Eurotiomycetes; Eurotiales; Aspergillaceae
Product: diacylglycerol/polyprenol kinase family protein
Exons: 1
Coding region: 1-1143 (380 amino acids)
Biological process (GO): phosphatidic acid biosynthetic process
Cellular component (GO): endoplasmic reticulum membrane
Molecular function (GO): ATP-dependent diacylglycerol kinase activity
Source: RefSeq, a predicted model, not a curated record
AUGUCGUCGGCGCGAAAUCCAGGUGCUGUCCCUGCGACACCGAGGGUCAUCUCCCCAUCACCGACUCCAUCAGAAGGCAGAACCUCAUCGCGGGAGGGGUACUCGGCGCCGACAACGCGCUCGGCUGCCCGACGGCAGCAGCGCCUCGGCGACGUCACAGAAGAAUCGGACUAUACACCAUCGCGAUCCCGAAGGCGCAAGUCCAAGUCGAAGCAAGCCACGCCCGAAGAGCCUCAAGCUCUAGCGGCGCGAACAAAUGGCAGUGCACCUCAGAAGAACGGCUUCCUUUCUCCGUUGUCAAAAGCAGACGGUACUCGCCUCGUCGAGAGCGUCUCGCGAUCUCCUUCCCCACUCGGCUUGAUUCCUCUUCACACCCGGUACCGCAACUUCGUCCAUCGCCAUGAGAUCCCGCGAAAACUACUCCACGUCUCGAUCGGCUUCCUGACGCUCCACCUAUACAGCCGCGGCAUCCAAACCCACCAGAUCACGCCCUGGUUGUUUGGUGCGCUUGUUCCUAUCGCUGCUACAGACAUACUGCGUCAUCGCUCAGAGAGGGUCAAUAAGUUAUACAUCCGCUGCGUCGGCGCCCUCAUGCGCGAAACAGAGGUUUCCGGCUACAACGGUGUGAUCUGGUACCUCGUCGGCGCAUACACCGUCCUUCGCUUCUUCCCCAAGGACGUCGGCGUCAUGGGUGUCCUGCUGCUCUCCUGGUGCGACACCGCCGCCUCCACCUUCGGCCGUCUCUACGGCCGUUACACUUACAGCCUGCGCAAGGGGAAGAGUCUCGCGGGCACCCUCGCCGCUUGGUUCGUCGGCGUCGUCACGGCAGCCGCCUUCUGGGGUUGGUUCGUCCCCUAUGUCGGUACAUUUCCCAACGACCCGGAGGGCGCAUUCCUCUACACAGGCCGUCUCAAUCUCCUCCCUGACUUCGCGAAACGUCUCAUUGGGUGGACGAUUACAUCGCCAGACACCGAAUCCGGCUCUGUCAUCACCGGCUCAUUGGCGCUGGGUGUGAUGAGCGUUGUUUCGGGUCUCGUCGCCGCGGGCUCGGAAUUUGUGGACCUGAUGGGCUGGGACGAUAACCUGACCAUUCCAGUUCUAAGCGGCAUUGGACUUUGGGGGUUCUUGAAGAUUUUUGGUUGA